Molecule: messenger RNA, 7602 nt
Organism: Neospora caninum
Lineage: Eukaryota; Apicomplexa; Conoidasida; Eucoccidiorida; Sarcocystidae
Exons: 3
Coding region: 1-7602 (2533 amino acids)
Biological process (GO): protein deubiquitination
Cellular component (GO): nucleus; cytosol
Molecular function (GO): cysteine-type deubiquitinase activity; cysteine-type endopeptidase activity
Source: RefSeq, a predicted model, not a curated record
AUGCGCACCAGAUCCCACGGAAAGCGAGAUAGCCUACGCUGCAAAGGAGAAGAACGAAAAGGAGACAGAGAAGGAUACCCAGACGCUGCAGCGUCUGGCGGCUCCGCGACUUCGUCAAGUGUACGGGGUGUUUCGGAUGAGGAGACAGGGCGGAAAGGACACACGCGUUCCCAUCGGACACUCUCCGGUCGCCUAGGUGUCUCUCGCUCUGCUUUAGAUAGGCCUUCGCCUGUGCUGGAGCCGUCGUCGACGCUGGGUCGCUACGUGGAAGCUCGCAGGUUCGAGGAGAGCGCGCAGAUUUUGUCUUCUCUGUCACCUUCGUCUCUGGCUGAUCUGUUUGUUGAUCUCCUCCACCGUUUACAUACUCUCUCUUCUGUCUCGAUCUCUCGUUCGGCUUCGACUUCUCCGGCGCCUCCCCAGUCGCAGCUUUCCAUUUCCUUCCAGGAUAUCUCUUCCUCUUCUUCCUCUUCUUCUCUUUCUGUCGACAAUCCAGCCGGUUUGCUCUCGCUGGCUGCUACGAACUUUCUUCUCGCUGCUGAUGCGUUGUCGUCGCUGGUGAAGGUUCCGAGACGCGGGGCCGAGAAGCGGGUCGAGUUCCUGGGGGAUGUGCGAGAAGAGGAAGGCGAGACGGGCGGAGAGGAAACCCGCGUCGAUCGCUCUUUCUGUCCGGAAGGAGAUAACGUCGAAGAACUUGGAGAGGAAGGGAACUUUGAGAACUUGGUUUUCCGAUGCCAAAGCAGUCUCCUUGCAUUUGCUCUCCUCGCUCCCGAGGUGGUGCACGAGGCGUUCGAUGUCUCUCUCUUCGGGCUUCUCUUCCCCCCUCGCCAGAAAGAAGACGAGAGGAUUCGGAGUGCAUUUCUCUUCUAUUCGUUUCUGCUGUCUUCGCGUUCACGGAAACGCGAAACAGAAACAGAAUGCGCAUGCAGUGCGCAGGUGUCUUCGAUGCGCUCUUCUUCGCGGUGUUCUUUGUGUGCAGUUGAGGGGAAUCGCGACGAGAGUCUACGGGUUUGGGCAGACUGUUUUCUGUCUUUGCUGUCUUCCGCCGAAGAGCGCGAAGGGAGGCGGAUUCACAUCGACACCGUGAAGAGUUUAAGCAACUCCACACUGCGGACGGUGCUCUGCUGUCUCUGGAGGGAUGGCCUCGUUGGCCUACCGCGCCUCGACUUGGCGGAGUCGGAAAGCAAAGAAGACUCGCCCCGGGCGAAGAUGCGAGAGGGAGUGAGGGCGAGACCAGAGAGAGACAGAGACAUUCGCUGGGUUCAAGCGACGCAGGAGAAGAGGAGCCGCGGAAGAGACCAAGAGAGGGAAACGAAACAGAAGGAUGAGGAUGCUGAUGAUGCAACAGAGCAGAGCGACAGACAAGCGAUCGAAACGGGAGACGAGGAGCAGGAAGAGGAAGGAGAGAAGAUACCGAGACGAACGGAAGAAAUGAGAAUCGUUCAUGCAUUGCUGGUCGAGGUUUUGCCUGUCUGGGCAGACGACGAUUCUCUGACGCACGACACCUUGCUCGUCCUCACGGAUGUUGCCAAACGUUUCCUUUCUCUCUCCCAGUCUCUUUCUUCCUCUUCUCUGCCGUCGCUUUCGCGCACCGCUCCUCUCGAUGCCGAGCGUUCUCUGAUUCACGCGUUUCUCUCUCGGCUAUUCGAGAGGCAAGGCCGGUGUGCUCUCGGAAUGCUCCUCCCUCUUGUCGCGCUCUCGGCGGCCAAUCCCCACGCGCGCCUGUCCUCAAGUUGCUCAUCGCUUCUUUCGUCCUUCAGGGGCUCUUCCGCAGAGAUCGUUGAACUCUGGACGGCGUUGUGGGCCUUUUCGCUCCGGUGUCUCCUGCAUGUUUUGCCUUCUCCCUCUGCUCCCAAGUCUCUCCCCCUCUCCGCAGUCCUUUCUUCGAGUCCGCCGGCGCCACGUUUUUUCCAUUGCGGAGUCGCCGCCCUCGUGCAGUUCGUCUCUCUCUUCCUCUCAGCUACCGAAACGAUGACAGACUCUCGCCUCAGCUCUUCUUCUUCUGGGUCCGCACGCUCUUUGGACGCUCGUUCUCACUCUACGGCAUUUGAGCUCUGCCUUCGUGUCGCCUGCUCUCCGAUUCGGCAGGCUCGGCGAAGCCUGGCAGCUACAGGCGAGAGGUCCAGGGUGGCGAAAAAAAAGGAGAAUGCACCAGGCGAAAAGCCGACUUCGCCGUCUCACUCCGACGCCGACGAGGAGAAUGCUGGGCUGCACAAGUCACCGCUGGAGUCUGCUGCGUCUGAGGCAGUCGAGGAAGAGACAGGCGAAUCAACUUCUUUCUCGAGCUCCACGCGCCUGUCUAUGUCUCCAAGAUCUUCCUUUUCUCUGCCGAUCUGCGCUCCGCAUCCUGCGCCAGUGGAGCGACUUCUCGUUGUUGCAUGCGCGGCUGUCUGUCUUCUUCGUCUGAUUGUCGAUGAAGCUCCCGCGCUUCUGCGCUCACCUCUCGGGCGUUCGGCCCUUCGUUCGGUUUCUGUGUUUCUUCUGUCGGCGGCGAGGUCGAUUCGGCAGGCGACUGCGGACGGUUCAUCACCGCUGCCUCGCCUCAUCCACGAAGAGCAAGAGCGAGAAGGAAAGAGGAGUGGGGAGGGAGAAACGGGAAAGGAGGAAGAAAAGGAAGCAAGAGAAACGGAGGACGGAGAAGAAAAGGUAGAGGGUGAAGGAACGCGACAGGCGGAAGAAAAGGAAGAGGGUGACGGGCGUCGCUUUCGAGACUGUGAAUUCGCGGAUGAGAAUACUGGGAUAUGGGGAGAGAACGGAGAGACACGUUGUCUUUCUCCUGAAGCAUUUAACUUUGCGCAAUGGGCCGAGAGUUUAGCUGAACACUUGAUGAAGAAACUGAAAGAAGAGGUAAGGGAGAAGGGAGAAAGCAGACAAACGAGUUCUGAUCCCUCGUCUCCCGCUCUGGCCGAGGAAGCCGAGACCGUGUCUCCGUCGACAAAACGCUGCAGGAAAAUCAGACGGUCGACCUCUCUUUCUUCUCUGCCUUCUGCUCCAUCUCGUUCUUCGUCAGUGCGUGGAAGGACAGAAGACGAACACCGAAGGUUGUCUGCGUCUGAGUUUCGGAGCGCAGAGCAAGACACAGAAGACAGAGAAGAGGGAGAUGGCGAAAAAGGAGAGGAAGAAGAUGGGAAACCGGAUGGGAAGAGAGACGACUGGAUCUAUGAGGGUUUGAAAUCGGGAGAGGGAGUUGGCCGUUUUGAUCUGGAGAGAGAGCGAAGGAACGAUAAGCAGUUGAGCAGGAAAGAAAAGGAGACACUCGAUACGCCUUUUUUUUCGGUUUGUCUGAGGGGCGAUUCACAUGUUGGCGAGAAAGAAACAGCAGACCGAUUAAGCGAAUGCGCACAGAGAAGGCUUUCUGAUCUUUCCCUCACAGACCCGCGCUCUGUUUUGGCCAGAAGCGGCGUCGGCGGGUGCAAAGGCGAGGGGAUCUUGUCGGUGGAUUCGAGCGAGAUGAGGGGAGAACACGAAGGAGAGGGGGGCGGAAACAAAGGAGGCAGAGAAGGCGACGAAGAGGACAAAGACAGAAAAAGACAAGGAAGAAAGGAGAGAGACGGCGGCGGAGACGAGCAAGAAACGCGAGGACCAGCCUCGACGGAAGACAAGAGAACAAAAAGAGGGGCUGAGGAAGAGGAAAGAGAGAAAAGGGAGAGAAGGCAGAAAAGGUCGCCUUUGAGAGAGGAGAGACGCGCGCCGAUGGCAGACAGGCAGCGACGAGGGAAGGAAGAGAGGAAAGGCCGGAAAACGGAGAAAGAGGAUGCGAAGAAGACGGACCGAACGCGGGACUCGGAGGGCGAAGAGCAGCGAAGGAGACGGACGAAGGACGAGGGAAGAGUAUCCCUGGCCGAAUGCCGCGAGGAAAAGUUGAAACGAAGGAGCCAAACCGAAACGCGGGACAAACUGAAACCAAGCCAGGUGGACACAGGACACGUUCCCGCCACGGCGCCGCCUCUGCGCGACACUCCAAAGGCGGCUGAAGAUGUUGCCUCACCGACGAGUUCGUCCUCUCCACAAACAGUGCAGCCGCUCUCCAGCUCUCGGUCGUCCGCAUCUCCCACGGAUACCUCUGCACACCGCGGGUCUUUUUCUUCUUUCCCUGCGUUGUCGCCUUCCCCUGUGUUGUUUACGUCCUCCAUUUCUGGUGUUCCUUGUGCACAAUAUCUGACAGCAGAGGCAGAUGCUGUGGGGGGAUUUGAGGCUGCGGAGCGUCGGCGUCUGCUUCAACAGCGGCAGGAAGAAAGGCGGUCGCGGAUGGCUGCGUUGGUGGCGGAGAGGCGAGCGAGCGAGGCGGUCGCGGGUGCGGGGUGUCCGCGAAUCGAGGCCAUUCGGCAGAAGCGGGCGGGCCUCUCUCUUGGCCUCGAGACCGGCCUUGCCAGUCGCGCGGUGGAGAGUCUGCUCCUUCGUCGCCACGCUCGCUCGGCCUGGCUUCCUGGCACGCAUGCGUCGAAGAACCCUUCGCGCGGACCCGGCCGAGCUGGAGGCAAAACAUCUCCUGCGUCUUCGUCGCCCGAGUCUGAAGCUUCGUGGGGGCGGCAGAGCUCGAGGCGGAGCGAAGCGUCGGAGAACACAGCACGCGAGCGCCGCGACUUCCCGAAAAAGGGUCGCACGCCGAGGACACCUGACACCGGCUGCUUCGCAGACGCGUCUUUUGCAGACGAACUGAGGGGAAUACGUUCUUUCCCGUCUUUGGUGAAAGGGCCGGACCCGCGCGAGGCGAGGCCUUCGCUGCAGCCUCCGAAACUUCGCAGGCCGAGAAACGAGGUGAGCAAGCUCGCAAGUGAGGACGGAGACGAAGACGCGCUGGCCCGCCUGGAGGUGAGACGACAUAUUCGGAGACGGCGGCAGAGGCGUCUCUUGCGGCUUCUACUCCGCGAGGAGCUGCGAGAAAGAGAACGCGAAGACGCGUCAAGAAAGGUGCGCGAGGUGCGACGCCCUCGUGACCGGCGAUCAGAGGCGAAGGAUGACAGCGAGAGAAGCCGGAGGUCGUCUUUGGCGUCGGGAGGAGGUAGCUCUCGCUAUUUGUCGGACACAUCUUCAGCCAACGAGAGUCGGGAGAAUCACACGCCGGUGAAGACGCCUCGAAGCAAAUGCCCCUCUUCUACUCGCUCUCCCGCAGGACUGCAGGCCGUGUCAAUGCGAGGGACGAACCCGUUCUUGUCUCCUUCGUCCGCGUCUCCUGAUCCUCCAACCUCCGCAGAGGCACCCGGCGCUGCAGCGUCUUCGGGCUCUGUCGCGGCCUCUAUCUUUCCUGUUUCUGCGCAGGCGACCAAGACGAACUGCGAAGCCUUCGGUUCGUCUCUCGGACACCCUUUCCAGAACAGCCGGUCUUCCGACUUGCCUGGCGUGAGAAGUGUUCCAAACUUGCGCCUUGCGACGCUCUCUGGAUCUUCCUCAUUCCUCUCCCGCACCCCCUGUAGCACUUCCAGUCUCCAGUCCACAUUUCCUCGGGCGUCCUCUCCUUCAUCUCUUCCAACCUCUUCAUCUGCUCUUCUUCUUCCUCCUUCAUCCACUCCUCUUCCUGCUACAUCUUCUCUUCCUGCUUCUUCUCCGUUUGCAAGUCCAGGCGCUUUGGUUUCCUCCGAGGCUGUACGGACACCGCCCUUUUCGUCUGCUCCGUCUGCCUCGCCGUUCGCAUCUUCGUUGUGUUCUUUCGACGGAAACUCUCGCCCUUAUCCUCUGCCGCUUGGGGCGUCUCUCGGCGACGAGGCGAUCCGCACUGCCCAGCCUUCGUCUCUCUGUUCACCAAUGCGUCCGCCGUCUCUCUUUCCUCCGCCUUCUCUGUCUUCUGUGUCGUCUCAUCCGCCUCUUGCUUCUCAUCCGCCUCUGGCUUUCCCAAAUGCCUCUCUCGCUUCUCAUCCGUCUCUCGCUUCCCAGGCUUUAGUCUGUAGUGGGGGUGAUCUUCGUCUUGGUCCUACGUCUUCGGCUAUCUCCCUUUUCUCUUCGGUGCCCACCAUGGGCCGCCCCGACGCACCGGGCUUCCACCCGUCGGGCUAUCCGUCGUCUGUCGUCUCUCGGCUUCCCCCCCACCUGGUUGCGCCUCAGUCGGUGCCUUUCUCGGGCUUUCCUUCUGCCGCUGCAUUCGUCCCGCCUCAAGACCGCCUCGUGGCGCACGGUCUCCAGGUGACUCCUCCCAACUUGGACGCGUCGCUUGCCGCCUCAGCGGAGUCGUACACGCCGUAUUCCCUCGCGGCACCAGCUAUCUUUCCCGGUGCCCCCGUAACUGAGCGGACGCUAGAUCUCCCUCUCCCGUUCGCCCCGCAGGAAUGUGUCUCCUUCGACUUGUACACCACGCGCCUCACGGCUCCCGCCAGGAGGCAUCUGCAUGCGCCAGCCUCGCGAAGGCGUCCGGUGGGGUUGCGGAAUCUCGGGAACACGUGCUAUCUGAACAGCUUCCUCCAGACCCUGUUCCUCUCCGACGCGUUUGUCGCGAAUCUGUUUCGAUUCUCCGGAAGGGCCCUUCCCGCGAACUCUGCCCCGUCUGCCGCGGCCUCGACAGAAAUCCCUAACAUGCCGCUCCUCCGUGAACUCCAGAUUCUCUUUGCCCAGAUUCUGCUCGUCUCUUCCUCUCCCGAAACGUACUACGACACGUAUGCCGACUCGGAUUCCGACGCGUCUUUUGUCCUUUCGCCCUCGGCGCUGCUCCGGGCCUUGCCUGCGGAGUAUCAGAAGCAGGCGCAACAGGAUGUCUCUGAGGCGGCGCGGGAGAUCUUCCAGGCUCUCGGCGGCCAGGAGGAGGCGCUGAUUCGGACUGUCUUUGCGGGACAAACUGCGCAGGUGGUGGAGUGCUGCGUGUGCCUGCGACAGAGCCGGCGCGAGGAAGUCAUCCACGACAUUGGGUUUCCAGUCCCCUCGCAGGCGUGGGUAGACGAACAGCGCGGCCUCCGCGAGCGAGAGGCGCGAGUGUGGCGAAAGGUCGCGGCAAGCGGCGCAAACGGCGUCUCCGCAGGAUUCGCCGCCACGGGGUUCGGCCCGGCGCUUGCGCAGGCGCCUCUCGGCUUUGUCGGCGACGAGCCGUCUUCGGAAUUCUGGGAGGGCCCGUCGCUUCAGGAGUUUUUCGAUGCGUUCGUGAAGAAGGAGCGGCUGUUUGGCGAGAACUCGUACGCAUGCGAGGUCUGCAAGGCGAAACGCGAAGCGUUGAAAUGGCAAGAGAUCGUUUCGCCUCCGGCGCACCUGAUUAUCAUCUUCAAUCGGUACUCGUGGUCGGUUUUUUCGAACGAGAAGAAGAAAACGUCGACGCAUGUCCACAUCAACAGAACACUCACGAUAGGGCCCUUCACGUACGAGCUGUACGCGGCGGUGAUUCACGCCGGCGCCUCCGCGAAUGUCGGGCAUUACUACUGCAUUGGACGAAGAUCUGAGACGUCUUUGCACCGGAGUGCGAAUGGAAACGGAGGAAAGAGACGCAGUCGCGCGGAAUGGUUCAAGUUCGAUGACAGCCGCGUCACCCCCGUCCACGAGGAGACGGUGAACGAAAUCAGCGCCGACGAACGCUCAGACGAUUCACCCUACAUGGUGUUUUACCGUUGCGUACAGGCGCCGCCCACCUCCGCGUGUUUGGUUCCGAGAAAGCUCCUCAAACUCGCGCAAAGGAGACUGGAUGAAGACUGA